CCUGUCAUGGCGGCGCACCGAGGCGGGAGCAACGGCCGAGGCUGGUUCUGGGCUUUGGCCGUUGGGGUCACGCUGCUCAAAUUGCUCCUCAUACCGACCUAUCAUUCCACAGAUUUUGAGGUGCACAGGAACUGGCUGGCCGUCACCCAUAGCUUACCAGUCUCCCAGUGGUAUUACGAAGCAACUUCUGAGUGGACCUUGGACUACCCUCCUUUCUUCGCUUGGUUUGAGUAUGCACUUUCCCACAUUGCCAAAUACUUUGACCGAGAGAUGCUCGUGAUCCAAAACCUCAACUAUUCCAGCCAGGCAACUGUUCUCUUCCAGAGGCUUUCAGUCAUCUUUACAGACGUGCUUUUUAUCUAUGCGGCUCACGAAUGCUGUAAGUGUGUAAAUGGAAAGCGAGCCGGGAAAGAGACCCUGGAGAGCCCUCCCUUUGUUCUCGCUGUUCUCCUGCUGUGGAACUUCGGUCUCUUGGUUGUGGAUCAUAUUCACUUCCAGUACAACGGCUUCCUAUUUGGAUUAAUGCUCCUUUCCAUCGCACGACUUUUCCAGGUAAGACAAAGAGAUAAAUAA
Molecule: messenger RNA, 573 nt
Organism: Heteronotia binoei (common prickly gecko)
Lineage: Eukaryota; Metazoa; Chordata; Lepidosauria; Squamata; Gekkonidae
Product: probable dolichyl pyrophosphate Glc1Man9GlcNAc2 alpha-1,3-glucosyltransferase
Exons: 5
Coding region: 7-573 (188 amino acids)
Biological process (GO): protein N-linked glycosylation
Cellular component (GO): endoplasmic reticulum membrane
Molecular function (GO): dolichyl pyrophosphate Glc1Man9GlcNAc2 alpha-1,3-glucosyltransferase activity
Source: RefSeq, a predicted model, not a curated record